AUGCCCAUAAUUCUGUCAUCGUUCAUCACAAUUGGCAUCGCACACCUUCUCUUUGCACUGCCAUUGUCAGUCCUCAUUUCCUCUAGUGCUGAGGAUAUCAGGACUAUGGGGAAUGAUGAAGCCAUGAAAUUCCUUCAAGGAGGGCUGUUCAAUGGUUCCAACUUCCAGAACUUCAAGGAUGCCAUGUUUAUUGCAUCUCAGGGCAAUGUACAGGUAUCAACCACGGAUACAGAUGCUACUGCAGUAAUCCGUAAACUUGCUGAUUGGUUGACUCCCCUCAACUUCAGGGCAAUCCACCGUGAUGCUCUCUCCAAGAGCAUCCAUGGAACUGGCGAAUGGUUGAUCAAGAGCUCACAAUUCAGCCUCUGGGUUGAACAUCCGAAUAGCUCAUUGUGGAUAGAGGGAAUACCUGGCGCUGGAAAAACAGUUCUCAUGUCCAUCGUCAUUGACUACCUCGAGCAUCAACUCUGUAGUGAUAAUGAAACUGUCGUAUAUAUAUACUGCAGACACGACGACGAGCGCUCCAUAACUGAGCUUCUAGCAUCUCUGGUGAAGCAACUUAUAGAAAAUACGGACAUGAAUUCUCCUGUUUUUGCUCUGGUGCACGAUAUCUAUGUCACGCACAAGAAGAGGGCAACUCUUCCGAACAAACAUGAGUUCCUAGCUCUGUUGCACAAAGCAUUUACCUUGUUCAACAAAGUCUACAUUGUUCUGGACGCAUUAGACGAAGCUCCAAAUAUCCACCAAGAUCUUAUUUCUACUCUGGCUGGUCUUCCUGCUUCCUUUCUCUUCUCAUCACGGCCAAUGCAGCUGAUCGAUUUACCUAAAGACACUAUCAUUGUGUCGAUUGGGGAUCACAAUCAGGACGAUAUCGAAGUAUUCGUUCAGUCUAAGCUUCGGGAAAACUCGCAUAUCUCACGCGUUCUGCGGGGUCACGAAGAACAUGUAGAUGAUAUAUGCACAAAAAUCCAUAAAACAUCUGAUGGAAUGUUUCUUCUCGCUGCUCUUCAAAUCGAAUCGCUUCGAGGAUGUGGCACCUUUAAAAAAUUAUCAAAAGCCCUUGAUCUUCUGCCAGCUGACUUAGACUCCACAUAUCGCUCCGCGCUGUCAAGAAUCGACAACCAGGAAGGCGACUUUCCUAUCCUCGCGAAACGAGCCAUUACUUGGCUUAUCUACGCCCAUAGACCCCUCACGGCGGCAGAGCUGAUGGUCGCACUGGCAAUAGAGGAUAUUGACAUGCCGUUUGACCACGACAACAUCCCUCCACAAGAUCUCAUUGUCGCUGUAUCGUGUGGGGUGAUCGAAAUUCAACAGGGCAGUGGGGUUAUCCGCCUCGUCCACUACACAGCAUAUGACUUCUUCAGAAAACAUGCAGAAAGCCUUGUUCCUUCGCCACAUGCAUACAUCUCUACGAGCUGCAUUAUCUACCUGACCGCUCUGGGAUUUACCAAAGGAAAAAUCUCAACAAUAACACAGUUUUGGAACUUUGUGCGACAAGGUCGGUUGAUCGACUAUGCAUAUCGCAACUGGAUUUUUCACGCCCGUCAAUGUGGGGAUGAAUCCUUUCCAUUGGAAGCAGUCUCUAAAUUUGUGCUGGAAACUGCUAGAUAUCCUGUUUUGUACAACGAUUGGGAUAUGGAAUUGUUCAAACCUUGCCAUGUGGUUGCGUACUAUGGCCUUCCAAUUCCAUUGCCAUGGAACGAUUUCUGUCGUUCGCGUACCUCCGACUAUCAUACUCCUCUCACUCUAGCUGCCACGAAUGGUGUCGAUACUAUUGUCAACUCACUUCUUUUGUGUCCGGAUAUUGAUAUUAAUGCGCAGACUCAUUCUGGGGAAACUGCACUCAUGCUCGCCUCUGCGAACGGCCAUCAUUCUAUUGUUUUGGCUCUCCUGGCUUGUGACAAUAUCGCCGUUAAUCUAUCCAACAAACUAGGCUAUACAGCACUCAUCCAAGCUAUUAGGAAUGGCCACCAUGCGACUGUCGAUUGUCUCCUUGCUUGGAAAGGCAUCAAUAUCAACGGGCAAGUUGGGAAUGCGAUGACUCCGCUGAUGUACGCAUGUAUGGGUGACGAGCAAGAUAUUGCAAUCAAACUUCUCUCGUUCGACGGUAUUGACGUUAACGUGCGUGAUGGGCGCGGGGACACAGUAAUUUCAUGCGCCAUACAACGUGGUCACCAAUCUAUCAUUGACACAGUGCUAUCGCUUCCUGGUAUUGACGUGAAUCCAACAAAUUUACGAGGGGACACGCCUCUUAUAAUUGCAUCUGAAAGGGGCAAUAUUGCGGUUGUCAAAAGGUUUAUCUCUUUGCGGCAUAUCAAUAUAAAUCACCAGAAUGUCUAUGGCCAUACAGCACUCAUGCAAGCAGCAUCUCAAAAUCAUAAUGCCAUAGUUACAACCCUCCUUUCUUCUCUAGAAAUCGACGUUAAUCUGAAGGAUUAUAGUGGACGUACGGCACUUAUGCAUGCAACUCAGUUUGGUCGUUGCAGCGCCGUUGCUGCUUUGCUGUGUAAUAGGCAUGUUGAUGCCAACGUUCAAACUCAGGAAGGAUAUACGGCGCUUAUGCUUGCUUCUGGAAGCUCCGAGCAGAACAUCAGUACUGUGAAACAACUGCUGUGCUUCGAAGGCAUUGACGUCAAUCUACGUAGCAUCUACGGAGAAACAGCUCUUAUGCGUGCCUCGUCUAGAGGUCACACGGAGAUAGUGGGUUUACUUCUUUCGUUCCCAGGAAUCAGGAUCGAUAUGGAAGAUAAACGUGGACGAACAGCCCUGUUUCUGGCAUGCCAAUACGGCCAUAGAGCCGUCGUGGACUCUUUGCUACAAUUUUCAAAGCGACAUAACAUCACCAUCGGCAAAUUGAAAACCAUUGACGGUGCAACACCACUUUCCCUUGCAUGUAAGGAUGGGCAUUCAGAUUCAGGCAUUAUGAAACUAUUGGACAUUUUGCCUUGCCUCCGAGACAUAGAUAUUAAUCUGGAUUAUUCCGAAGGAGAAACAGCCCUCAUGCACAUGUGUAAGCAUGGGUAUGAAAAUACUGUCAAGGUCCUCUUGUCACACCCCAGUGUUGCCGUCAAUCUACAAAACAGCAAUGGGGAAACUGCGCUGAUGCUUGCCUGCAGAAAAGGACGAAUUGGUAUUGUAACAGCCCUCCUCUCUGUUCCAGGCAUCGAUGUGAACUUGAAAAAUAACCAUGGCAGUACAGCGCUCAUGUACGCCUCUUGGUAUGGCGCAAAUGAGGUUGUUGAUGCUUUACUAUCGUUGCCGGCGAUUGAUACUAAUGCAUGCAAUAACUUUGGAGAUACUGCACUUUCUUACGCUAUAACAUAUAACCAUAAGAUUGUUGUUGAUGCCAUCCAGAAACAUACUUCAGACGACAAUUGUAGCCCAAAGAAGGAUACCUAA
This is a messenger RNA of Psilocybe cubensis, 3399 nucleotides long. RefSeq lists its product as uncharacterized. Gene Ontology annotation, molecular function: protein binding. The record is from RefSeq and is a predicted model, not a curated record. Lineage: Eukaryota; Fungi; Basidiomycota; Agaricomycetes; Agaricales; Agrocybaceae. The transcript has 7 exons. The coding region runs from base 1 to 3399 and encodes 1132 amino acids.